AUACGGCUCUGAGGAAGUCGAGGAAGUCGGCGCGGCGUUUAGCCGUUUUGCGCGUUUUGCGACUUCGGCGAGGACGCGAAGAGUUUCGUGGCGCCAUCAGACGCUAGUGAACGGAAGCUUGCGUGCUUUCUGCCUUCUGGCUCACCUCUGCCUUUCUGUCGCUACUCUUGGGAAAUGUAGCGACUCUAGCCAGAACAACCGAGGACCCGCUGCAGUGUGGUCCGUGAUUCUGUGAUGUUUGCGAUCACCUGCUCCCGCCUAACUUUGUGGAAGGCCUCGGCUAUGUUUAUGAAAGUUUGUCCAUUCCCCUGUCUAUAAGUGCCCGAUUUCCUAUUGAAUUUGUUCCUUUCUUGAUACGUCCAACCUACUGUGAUGAGUGAACUCACGCCCGAGGAGCUGCGCAAGCGGCGCCUGGCACGCCUCGCGGGAACGGUGAACGAUGCCCCGGCGGUGAGGGGUUCGAGGGCGCCCGAGGAGGAGGGCGCCCCGGAAGAGGUGGCGGGGGCGGCGGCGUGCUCCCGGAGUGAACCCUGGGAGUCGCCGCACCAGGACCCCUGCAAGAGGCCAAAGGCACAGCCAGAGACUGCCCCAGACAGCAGCGCUACAGCAAAGGCCUGUCCCAUGGAGUCCGAGAGCGGGGAUGUCCACAUGCAGACGGUGGACACAGACAAUGACUCCUGUGAAAAAAGCUUCCUGUCUCAGCUGGACGUAGACUCUGGUAUUGAGAACAUGGAGGUGGACGAGCUGGAGAGGCGGGACUCCAUCAAGCACAGGGAGAGCAAGGAGACUGUGGAGGAGCAAGUGCAGGCCUGUCUGGGACGGGUGUUCCAGGCACGCUGGUGUCCCAACGUGGCCACGCCCUCGGAAGCAGUGGCGGUGGCACUGCCCCAGACAGAGGCGGCCUGCUUCCAGCUGCAGUCCGCCCCCUUUGGCGAGCUGAUCCAGCACAUACUGUCUGAGAGCCUGCAGCUGAUCCGGCUGUGCGAACACAACCCGUUCCAGAAGGCAGGCCCUGCCGAGGACGACUCUCCGGUUCCUUCUGUUUGUGUGAGCCCGGAGAGGUCGGUGGGGGAUUCGGCGGCCGACAGAGGAGCGGAGACCUCGAGGGAGCGGUCCGAGUGUCCGGCCCUGGAACACCUCUUCGCCUGCUAUGCUCGGGUGGCCUUGGAAGAGCGGAACGCUCCUAAGCGCUGCAGCGAGCACCCACUGAGGGAGCUGCUCUCGGAGGUGAGGGCCCAGUGCGUCCACUUUGCCCUGCUCCUGCUCAAGGGCACCCUCUUCGGCCCCUGGUCUCCCUGCAAGCGUUCUCUGCUCCUGAGUCCCCUGCUGAAACAGUCCCUUCCCAGGGGCUUCCUGCAGGAGAUGAUGUGCGUGGCACACCAGGACCAGACAUGCUUCGCACAGGUGUUUGGGCCACUGCUGCAGGGCCUGGUGCAACGCAUGCGGCAGUGCUCGCUGCUGACAGACUCCUUCAAGGCACCCCUUCAGGCGCUCGUGGAGCUGUGCGACCUUCGUUGCCCCCCGAGCUCAGCGAGACCCUUCUGUGACCUGAUGGUCCAGGACCCCCUGUGGCUGCCCCAGCCCGUGUCGGCCGCUACAGGCAAGGAGGUGGCACGUCUCUCCCUCCUGGGACCCUUCUUGGGGCUCUCCGUCUUUGCCGAAGACGACGCACGCAUUGUGAAUGCCUACUACCUGCAAAGCGCCAUGACCUCCGAGAACAUGCAUUUCGUCAACAAAUCCCUUCAGAGCAUGCUCGAGUUUGCCAGGACCCAGAUGCAUCACGUCUUCCGAGCACUACUGAUGAAUGCGGGCAGCCGGGAGAAGGUGCUGGGCUACAUUGCCUCUGUGCUCAGGGCCAAUGAGAAGCGAUCGCAGCUCCAGGUGAAUGAACGCCUCGUGGCCACGGACGGCUUCAUGCUCAAUCUCAUGGUGGUGCUACAGAUGCUGGCGGUCAAGGUUAAGCCGGACAAGGUCGAUCCUUACUACCCGUUCCAUCCGGCGUCGCGUGUGGACAUCACCGGAGACACGCGGCUCAGGAUGACAGCCCAGGAGGCGGAGCAGUUCUCCCAGGAAUUGCGUGCGCGGGAGGGAAAGCAGUGGUGCGAAGAGGCGCCCAAGUUUCCGACAGAGUGCCUGUUCCUGGCGCUGCAGUGCGCCCACCUGGGCCUGAGCCCCGCCCUGGGGCGCUACGGACGGCGCCUGCGAGCCAUCCGGGACCUGCAGCGCAUGGCCCAGGAGAUGGCGGCCGCCCAGCCCCUCUGGGAGCACCUGCCCAACGCGGAGCGCAACCGCAGGCUCAUUCGCAAGUGGAGGGCUCAGGCCAAGAAAAUCUCCAAGAGCAAGGCGUGCGCAGAUGCCGGCCUCUUGGAUCUGCAGCUGUUGGGGCGCUGCUUGGGCUUCUACAAUCAGGUUGCUUCGGUGCUUCUCAAGGUUCUAGAAACGACGUCUCCCACGGAGGUUCCUCAGUUGUUUGCUGCCUACCCAGAGUGGUACAUCGAGGACAUUGCCGACUUCCUGCUCUUUGCCAUUCAGUACCAGCCGUCGUCGAUGGAGUCCCAGGCGGGGCCCCUGGCACAGCUGCUGGGCUGGCUGCUGUGCUGCCCGCAGUGGCUGUCCAACCCCUACCUGGGGGCCAAGCUGGUGGAGGUGCUCUUCUGUGCCAGCCCCCUGGUGCAGCCACCGGGCAGCGCCUGCGGCUUCUCGGCCGCUGUGCUCAGCCUGCCCCUGGCCCAGAGCACCAUGGGGCCCGCCCUCAUGCGCUUCUACACCGACGUCGAGUCCACGGGCGCCGCUUCUGAGUUUUACGACAAGUUCACAAUACGCUACCAUAUCAGCAUCCUGCUCAAGAGCCUGUGGGAGAGUCCACGCCACAAGGAGGCGAUCCUGAAGGAGGCCGCCCAAGGGCGGCAGUUUGUGCGCUUUGUCAACAUGCUCAUGAACGACACGACGUUCCUGCUUGACGAGUCCCUGGAGUCCCUCAAGCGCAUUCACCAGACGCAGGAGGAAGCGAGGGACGUGGAAGCCUGGGCGCGGCUGGGGGCGGAAGCCCAGCAGGCGCGGCAGCGGCAGCUGUCCCAGGACGAGCGGCAGUGCCGCUCCUACCUGACCCUGGCCAGGGAAACCGUGGACAUGCUGCACUACCUGACCGCAGACGUGCCCGAGCCCUUCCUAAGACCCGAACUGGUGGACCGGCUGGCGGCCAUGCUGAACUUCAACCUGCAGCAGCUGUGCGGACCCCGCUGCAAGGACCUGAAGGUGCAGCAGCCCGAGAAGUACGGCUGGGAGCCCAGGAGGCUGCUGGACCAGCUGACGGACAUGUACCUGCACCUGGACUGCCCGCCCUUCCUCCAGGCCGUGGGCAGGGACGAGCGUUCCUACAGGGCCUCCCUCUUUCAGGACGCAGGAGCCCGCAUGCGCAAGGCACACGUGAAGACCCGCCCUCAGCUGGAGCAGUUUGAGCAGCUGGCUGCCCGCAUUGAGCGCUCUCUGGCCGAGGCACGCCAGCGGCAGGUGGACUAUGGGGACGCCCCGGAUGAAUUCAGGGACCCUCUGAUGGACACCCUGAUGGAGGACCCCGUGGUGCUCCCCAGUGGCAACGUGGUGGACAAGGGUACCAUAGUGCGCCACCUGCUCAACUCCAACACGGACCCCUUCAACCGGCAGCCGCUCACAGAGGACAUGCUCAGGCCAGCCGAGGACCUCAAGCGGCGCAUACACGAGUGGAAACAGUCCAAGGCCAGCCAGUGAAAGGGCAGCUCUCGACACCGCAGCCAUGGAGCCGUUCCCACUCCCACCGGCGACCAGCCCCGACCCGCCCCACGUGCACUGGCUGGUGGUGUGCGUUGGUUCGUUUGCUCCGACCAGUGCCCGACCGAUGGGCCGCUGCAAUAACUGCAAAGUGCCAGGACUGUGGGUUGCCGGCGUGGUGCAAGGGACGGAUUUCUGUCGCGUGGUUCUCUCAUCCGUUUUGUUUUCUCUCAGACUUCCAUUCUCAAAGUGUCUGUUCCAUCGACGUUUCAGUGUGGGCGGUGCAGCGGACUCUGCCCGCUCUGGCUUGUUGUUUGUUCGUGAACGUGAGUUGUAGGUCGGAGAAUGUAUCUUGAGAGGAAGAGAGCCCAGGGUUGUUGUUGCUGUUGGCCAGGUGUGUGGUAUAGCCACGUCGUCGUUCGUCCAACGGCGCAGUUCAGAAGCAAUGUUUGGUUUACUAAAGGGUGAAGUCAGGUGUCAUGGCGGAAAUGUGUGUUCUUCAUUCGAGUGGAAACGUUGCUAUAGUCGACAGGUUGAAACCCCCCCCCCCCCACUUCUGUAGAUGGGUCUAUUCUUCUUUGGCAGAUGCAUACUUUUGGUGGAUCGACUGAGCAAAGUGCAGUCAAUGCGGAUUGCAAGUUCGUCUCUUGCACAGGGGGUUGCGAUGAUGUCGGAAUGGCAAGCUCUUAUUGGCUGAUUGAAAAAAAAUAGGGGGUAGACCUCAAGACACCUAGCAUUGAGGUCUACCCACUAUACUUCCAAUCAAAGCCAAUCGGAACUCUGCGUCGUUCUGACGUCACCGCAACCCCUGUGCAAGAAGCAGACGACUUGCUCCCCACAUAGGAAAACAUUAAUUUGGACACCGCAUUUUGUAUGUCUAUAUUUUACCCGAAGUUUGGGUUUACAAAGUAAAAACUGGGCUAAAGGAGACAGGUUUUGCUUUCACAUUGAUCGUGGGCCAUGUUCACACAUACAGUCUAAGCUCAUUUCAACAGACCUGGUUACAACAGACAUUUGGAUGUAACAUACCAGUUUGUGAAGUUCAGUUGGAUUUCCUCUACGUAUCAUUGACUCAACUUUAUAUCUGCAUACAACAUACUCCUCUUACAACAGAACGAAAUCUUGGUCAAAUUCAAGGUUUGUUAUAACGAGCUUAGACUGUAUUAAGUGCUUCAUAUUUUUUCGUCAUUGAGAUUUCUGCAUUAGCAAGUAACACGGGCACGCUUUUGGCUGUGCCUGUGUUUACUUGCCAGCACCCAAGCUGUUUAUUUGUUGAAGUAACUAGAUUUGGUCAGAACACAGGACCUGAUUUUCAUACUUUUCGUUUUCUGAGAUGCUGCUGAUGCAACUUAGGUUUAAUUACCUAACGUGCUACUGCAUUGAAGAAGAUCCACAUGGCCAGAUGCACAUUACUCCGCUGAUCCACUGAUGAGUAUUACCGUAGUACAACCUCUUCUCACGCUUUCUAGCAACCGCCCGAGGCUUGCGUGGGGCACCUUUUGUCAUCACGGUCACUGCAAGACGUCAUCGAGAGAAAUGCAUGUUAACGGGGGCUAGACAAGGUUGCCAGCUCAGAUUGAAUCAUGCCCUUACUCCAAGCCUGGAAAUGCCACAAGCUUGGAAGGACUGAUCACUGCAUUUGCAGUUUCAGAUGCAGAAGUUGACUGGUACAUCUUCACAUUUGGCACUUUGAUGGCAAAGCAUGCCUCUGACUGAGCAACAUUCUUUCUAAACGGAUUCAGUUUUUUUUGUUUUUUUUGUAGGCUGUUGCUGUAAGAGGAGAGCAGGGAAGAGUAGGAGUUGUGAUCAAGCUGAGAUGCUCAGAGAACCUCCGAACGACUCUGUGAAAUGCUUUCCUUGCGCAGUGGCGUGGCUCUGUCGUGCGAUCGUUGUGGGCAUCCGUUCCUUGACAGGAUGUGGUGUCGGAUGAAAAGGUACAGCAUUGUGGCUGCUGACCUCUGUGUAAAGGCUCUGUAUGGACCUUUUUUUAUAUAGAUUUGUAUCAUUAUACGACACAUUUCCCAAUGUGAAAAGUCUUGCCAGACAAAUACUGUGUGUGGCCUUCAGUUUUUGUAGAGGAAAAACAUUUUGUAUGCUUCUUAUAGUAUACACACUUUUGUCACGAUAAAGAUUACUGAAAAGCCGA
Ixodes scapularis (black-legged tick) is the source of this 5893-nucleotide messenger RNA. It is a transcript of the gene Ube4B, whose product is annotated as ubiquitin conjugation factor E4 B. NCBI's taxonomy places the organism in Eukaryota, Metazoa, Arthropoda, Arachnida, Ixodida, Ixodidae. The record is from RefSeq and is a predicted model, not a curated record. Gene Ontology annotation, cellular component: nucleus; cytoplasm; ubiquitin ligase complex. The coding region runs from base 373 to 3747 and encodes 1124 amino acids. Gene Ontology annotation, biological process: protein polyubiquitination. Gene Ontology annotation, molecular function: ubiquitin-ubiquitin ligase activity. The transcript is spliced from 25 exons.